Molecule: messenger RNA, 1879 nt
Organism: Pygocentrus nattereri (red-bellied piranha)
Lineage: Eukaryota; Metazoa; Chordata; Actinopteri; Characiformes; Serrasalmidae
Product: transcription termination factor 1, mitochondrial
Exons: 3
Coding region: 141-1292 (383 amino acids)
Biological process (GO): regulation of DNA-templated transcription; termination of mitochondrial transcription
Cellular component (GO): mitochondrial matrix
Molecular function (GO): double-stranded DNA binding
Source: RefSeq, a predicted model, not a curated record
UCAUGUCAUUUUCUCAUAUUUGAGAGCCCAGUCCUGUUGUAGUGGUCACCUCUGCUUAUGAACUGGACCAGAUGUUCCAGGUGUCUUUUAUUAGAGAUGAUUGCAUAUUAAAUAUCUGAUGACUAUGUGAUGAAUGAAUAAUGGCCUUACGGCAGAUCUCUACGUCUCUGCUGAGGGGCCACCACAGAGCAUUCCUGCAGCCCAGCACCAUCACUGCAGCCCCCAUCUCCAUCACUGUCUCCACACUUCACAGGUUCUUCAGCGCAACCCGAGCUGCCACAGCGCCCUCCAAUGGCUCGGAGAACGUCUCCCUGCUGGAGAACCUCACCAUCCUUGGAGUGGAUCUGAAAAUGGCUCGGCAGCGGCAGCCUGGUGUCCUCCGUAAAGUCCUGACGAACGAGCACGGCCUGGCUGAGUUCCUCAGCAGCAAAGGGGCCAGUCGAGAGGUCAUCGCCAGCAUCAUCUCGAGGUUCCCGAGAGCCAUAACGCGGUCAGGUGAGCACCUGGAGGAGCGCUGGCAACUCUGGCGCAACAUUUUCCAGGACGAUGCUGAGAUUGUGAGGAUCUUGGAUCGCUCUCCGGAGUCCUUCUUCCGCUCCAGCGACAACGAGAACCUGGAGAAGAACAUCCUGUUCCUGAGCUCACUGGGAAUCACACCCCAUGACCUUCCGAAGCUGCUAAUGAAGGCUCCUCGAGUGUUCUCCAACAGCCUGGAGCUGAACCGGACCAUGGUGGAGCUUCUGCAGAGCGUUUGUGUGAGUCUAGGUGGGAAAGACCAUGAAGCCUUUGCCAGAGCCAUCAUCUCCAGGAACGUUUACAUCCUGAUCCGCAGCACCAAGCGCAUCAAGGCUAACAUUGAGUUUCUGCUAGCCUCGCUGAAGCUCAGCGACACUGAAGCUCUGAGCCUGUUGCAGAGUCAUGGAGCAGACAUCUUAGACCUUUCCCACACCAGCCUAAAGAGGAACUUUAAGAGCCUGUGGGUGAAGCUGAGAUCUCUGGGCUGUCGCAAGGUGGAGAUGAAGAAGCUGGUGCUGAACUACACUCAGGUGCUGUUUGUCUCACCUGAGAGGCUAAACGAGAAGCUGGACUGCCUAGUCGAAGGUGGAAUUGAUGUCAGGCAGAUCGUGGAGAAGCCAAAAGUGCUGGAUUUCAGCGCAGUCACGUUGAAGCAGCGUCUAGACGAUCUAAACGGUUUGGGCUACAACUUUGAUGCCAGCGGAAUAGCCAUCCUGGACAUGAGCAAGAAACGCUUUGAUGCUAAACUGGAGAAACUACGAGAGUUUAGACUCUGAGAGCUUCACAUUGUGGAUAAAACACUGUCAUCAUGAUCGUGCUUGAUACAUAUUUUACUAUUGUGAUAUGCCUUACAACAGCAGGGGUGUCUAAACUUUAUUAAAUAGGACCAGAUUGUACCAUGUCAGAAUACCUGAGAGCCAAAAUAUUAUUUUUCCACAAAUCACUCAAAAUACGAGGCCUAAGUUUUCACAAUAUCAGCACUUCUGAUCUUUCUGUGAGCUGCUGUGUUUCCUAUCACUGUGUAAAACAUGCAGGAGCAAAACAUUGCUCAGAGCAGUGUAGAUCAGGAAGUGCUUAUAAUGAUUAAAUUGAUUAAGAGUAACAAUAAAACAUCUGAUUUAUUAAUUAAAUUCCUCUCCAAGUAUUCACUUCUUCCAAAAUAUAAUUUGGGAGAUUCCAUAGAUGUUCAGUUUGUUAGAUGAUGUUCUUUCCAUUUCAAAUAAACUCAGGUUUUAUCUCUGGUAAGCAGUUGGUACUGUGAGACUCUGGUCCUGCUGAACUUUCUCUCCUGAAUAUUUACUGUGAUCUUCAUUCCGUUUCCUGUCUGUCGGCGUUAAACUCAUUACAGUCUUUUGAAAUAUGA